Molecule: messenger RNA, 1519 nt
Organism: Frieseomelitta varia
Lineage: Eukaryota; Metazoa; Arthropoda; Insecta; Hymenoptera; Apidae
Product: hexosaminidase D-like
Exons: 9
Coding region: 62-1519 (485 amino acids)
Biological process (GO): carbohydrate metabolic process
Molecular function (GO): hexosaminidase activity
Source: RefSeq, a predicted model, not a curated record
AAUAUCAAUUAAAAUUGAAUACUGUAUUUUCUUCAAUUAGCGUGGUAGUAACGUAGGAAAGAUGGACGCCCUGACGUUUGGCUCUCACAGGCUAGUUCAUUUAGAUCUCAAGGGUGCCCCGCCGCGAGUCUGUUAUUUCGAAAAGUUGUUCCCAUUAUUAAGAACAUGGGGUGCAACUGGGCUCUUACUAGAGUGGGAAGACACAUUCCCAUACAAUCGGGAGCUUUCUCACAUAGGAAGCAAUGGAUUAAGCAGUCUAAUCAGUGGAUAUACGGUACAAGAGGCUAGACACAUUCUACAAAUCGCAGGGGAUUGUGGUUUAGCAGUUGUCCCAUUAGUACAAACAUUUGGUCACAUGGAGUUUGUUUUGAAACACGAUGAAUGGAGAUCCUUGAGAGAAGUGGAGCACUUCCCAAGCUCAAUUUGUCCGUCUAAUCCAAGAACAUUGUCUUUGGUAAAGAACUUGAUUCGACAAAUAGUUAAUUUUCAUCCAGAUAUACAAUAUUUGCACAUUGGUGCAGACGAAGUUUGGCAUUUAGGUCUUUGCUCAGUUUGUAUAAAACGUGCUGCCUCUAGUAAAUAUGGAAAACCGUCUCUGUACCUGGAACACGUUUUGGCUAUUGCACAAUAUGUACAAGAAACAUAUCCAUACUUAAAGAUUAUCAUAUGGGAUGAUAUGUUAAGAUCGAUAGAUUUACAAGUUUUGAACGAUCAUUACAUUGGGAAGUAUGUGGAACCUAUGAUUUGGCACUAUAAUCCUAGAGAUAAUUUUUCUCUACCUCAUGAACUUUGGGACAAGUAUACUGCAAUUUUUCCCCAUAUUUGGGCGGCUACUGCAUUUAAAGGUGCUACUGGAUCUUCUCAGCAUGUACCAAUUAUAAGGCAUCAUAUAAGCAAUCAUGAAAAGUGGUUAGAGGAAUUAAGUAUACAUGUGAAUAAAGUUCAUGAAUUUCGAGGAGCAGUAUUCACUGGGUGGUCAAGGUAUGAUCACUAUGCAACAUUCUGCGAAUUAUUACCUACUGCAAUACCAUCGUUGGCAUUAUGCUUAAAAGUCUGGCUUCAUGGUUAUUCUGAACAAAUUCAUAAUCAAGUGGCUAAAAAUUUAGGGUAUAUAGAUCAUCCUUUGCACAUAACGCCACAGCCUAGACCUGCUCCAAUUCCCAGCAACCUACUUUUCCCUGGAUGGCAAGUUGCAGUGGGAGUAGAAUGGUUUUUAAAUUUCCGAACUAAAUUUCAUAAUAUUGUUUCUAGUGAACAAAUAUCCACGUGGAUGAAUCCAUGGCAAAUCGCAAAUAAUUAUACAAAUCCUAUGCAGUUAGAAAAUUUAGUACCCGCUUUUACGGAACUUCUAUUAGAAUUAUCUUCCUUAGAGGGAUAUUUAAGAUUUCAAAUGGAAAGUAUUUUCUUUCCAUCAAUGAUCGAUGAAUGGAUAGGUACAAAUAUUCAGCCCAUGAAAGGGAAACUUGUGGAAUUAAAACAAACUACAGAGAAUCAAAUCAAAAUAAACAGUCGAGUUUAA